Molecule: messenger RNA, 704 nt
Organism: Candoia aspera
Lineage: Eukaryota; Metazoa; Chordata; Lepidosauria; Squamata; Candoiidae
Gene: EEF1AKMT1
Product: EEF1A lysine methyltransferase 1
Exons: 5
Coding region: 24-671 (215 amino acids)
Biological process (GO): methylation
Molecular function (GO): nucleic acid binding; protein-lysine N-methyltransferase activity
Source: RefSeq, a predicted model, not a curated record
GCCGGGAGGCCUAAGGUGUUGAAAUGAAUUAUGGUGAUGAUGAUGUUCCCCAGCUUUCAUCUGAAGCUUUAGCUGCUUUGCAGGAGUUCUAUGUUGAGCAACAGCAGAGAGAAGCUAAGACCACUGAUAGAACUCAGAGUUAUUCUGUCGGCUCUAUUGAAGAGAACUGGCAACUGAGCCAGUUUUGGUAUGAUUCUGAAACAGCACUUUGUUUGGCUAAUGAGGCCAUAAGAGCAGCUGGAAAAGGUGGCAGGAUAGCUUGUGUCAGUGCCCCUAGUGUUUAUCAAAAGCUGAAAGAGAGCCAACAUUUUUCAACCUGCAUUUUGGAAUAUGACCGAAGAUUUUCCGUAUACGGAGCUGAGUAUAGUUUCUAUGAUUACAACAGUCCUUUGAAACUUCCAGCCCACCUUGAAGCACAUAGUUUUGAUAUUGUCGUAGCAGAUCCACCCUACUUAUCUGAAGAAUGUCUCAAAAAAAUAGCAGAAACCAUAAAAUACUUAACUAAAGGAAAGAUUCUGCUGUGUACAGGUUUAAUCAUGGAGGAAUAUGCUGCAAAGUAUCUUGGCGUGAAGAUGUGCAAGUUUAUUCCAAAACAUGCUCGAAAUUUAGCUAAUGAAUUUCGAUGUUAUGUGAAUUACGAUUCUGGACUGGAUUUAGAUUCUCCCUCUUGAUAGCCCAAUAAAAAUUAAUAGAUUUUUUUCAAA